AUAAGAUAGACGACACACACACACCCAUGAUAGCAUUCCAUUUCCCGGAGAGGACGAAAACAGAGAAUACAAUGCAGCCAAGAGAGAGAGACCACAGCUCCUCCUUUAUUAUACAAGUAGGUGAUCAUCAACAAUUCCAUCACCACCACCAAUUUGAUCCUCAUCAUCAUCAACCUCCCAAAUUGAACUUGUCUGCCAUGAAACUCUUCAACCGCUUCCGGAAGAUAAUAAUGAGACUCUUAUUUUCUAUCCCAUCUCGAUCAGCUACCGCGUCUUCUUCAUCUUCCUCAGGAGCCACGAGCAGCACCCCCAGGCAAAGGAACAGCACCAGCUGUGACAGGUUCUUUGAGCCCCCAAAGACUUCAUGCAGUUCCUAUUAUUCAUCUCAUUCGCAUUAUAACGAGGCCAUCGCUGACUGCAUCGAGUUCUUUAAUAAGUCCUCGUCGUCUACCCAAGAGGACAUGUUGGAUUUUGAUCCACAAUCCAGCGUUAUGGUUUGAACUUUGAUAUAAAUGUUUCUUUUCGCAUGCACAUGCUCAUGUACUUAUGUACUUAUGUUUUGCCUCACUGUCUUUUUUCUUAUUAAUUCGUGAUCUUGUUUUGGUUUCAACUU
Prunus dulcis (almond) is the source of this 613-nucleotide messenger RNA. RefSeq lists its product as uncharacterized. The transcript has a single exon. The record is from RefSeq and is a predicted model, not a curated record. Lineage: Eukaryota; Viridiplantae; Streptophyta; Magnoliopsida; Rosales; Rosaceae. The coding region runs from base 27 to 500 and encodes 157 amino acids.